GUCUCUAUGGGUCUCUAUGGGACAUUCGCUGCCCCACAGGCCCCAAUGGGCUGGAGGCCACACGAAGAGCAGUGGCCAAGCAGGGAUGGGACUACAGAUGGCAGCGGGUGCCCCAUAGGGCGCUGACGUCACCCCCCCUGCCGGGUGACACGUCCCUCAUGACCUACCGCGGUCACGUGGUCCUCAACACCCUCCUGCGCUGCCGCCUGGCCCCGCCCCCCGGCCCCGGAGCCGGCCAAUACCUGAGCGCGGCCUGUGCCACGGGAGCUGUGAUUGUCUAUGACGUGCUGACCGGGAGGCCCGUGCGGCGCCUGACCAAUCACAGCGGCUGCGUCCGUGACGUCAGCUGGCACCCGGAGGGGGGGGCGCUGGCCAGUGCCUCGUGGGACGGAUCCAUUCGCCUCUGGACCUAUCAGGAGCCGGAUCAGGAGCCAAUGGGAGAGCAGAGGGGGAGGGACCCACCCUAAGCUCCGCCCCCUGCCCCAUAGCGGGACCCACAAUAAACCUCUGAACCCAUGUCUGCC
This is a messenger RNA of Melopsittacus undulatus (budgerigar), 524 nucleotides long. RefSeq names its product DDB1- and CUL4-associated factor 11-like. The record is from RefSeq and is a predicted model, not a curated record. Gene Ontology annotation, cellular component: Cul4-RING E3 ubiquitin ligase complex. NCBI's taxonomy places the organism in Eukaryota, Metazoa, Chordata, Aves, Psittaciformes, Psittaculidae. Bases 159 to 467 code for a protein of 102 amino acids. Gene Ontology annotation, molecular function: protein binding. The transcript is spliced from 4 exons. Gene Ontology annotation, biological process: proteasome-mediated ubiquitin-dependent protein catabolic process.